AUGGAGGUCCAACGAAAAGAGUUGCUCGAGGAGGUCAUGACGUGGCAUCACCGUAUGUUCCACGAGCUCCUGGCCCAGCAUCACCAGCUUGUGGAAGCACACAUUGAUGUCUUUGGCACCCAUCCUUUCACGCAACGAGAAUGCCGGUCAGUGAACAAGGAGAGCUUCGAGGAAACCAUCAACCCGAACACUACCUCGGACAACAUGACAAUCUCGGAUUUCAUCGUCGACCUAUGCGACGAACAUGUUGGCGACGACGGGAGUUGCACCGUGGACCAGUUCUACCGCGUCCUUGACACUAUUUCUGCGCGGGCAGCAUCGGAACUCAAACUCACGACGGGCGACAAAAUCCGCACGUGCUAUGUGAUCGACCGCACACUCAACUCGAAGCGCAUGUCCGAAGGGGACGUGCGCAAACUGUCGGAGCAUUACCAGUCGAAAGGCGUGCACAUGUUGCUGCAGUGGGUGGUCGAGGCGGCGUGGAAUCCCCACGAACACGACUGUGCCAACCUCCUCCUCCGGUUGCUCAUCUCGCUUCCACCAAAGGACUCCGUCGUGCGACGGGAGUUUGCAGGCAUCCUCACGGAGCAACUCCCGCAUCGCCACGGCACCACGCGCGAGUUGCUGCAGCAAUUGCUCACGGCGUUCCAGUAG
Messenger RNA from Aphanomyces astaci, 654 nucleotides. RefSeq lists its product as hypothetical. The record is from RefSeq and is a predicted model, not a curated record. NCBI's taxonomy places the organism in Eukaryota, Oomycota, Saprolegniomycetes, Saprolegniales, Verrucalvaceae. Bases 1 to 654 code for a protein of 217 amino acids. The transcript is spliced from 3 exons.